UAGCAGUGAAACACAGUGAAUAAAAUGGCCGAAACAGCUACUGAAGUCGUUCCCGCAGCAUCAGUUGCUGCAUCUCCAGCCAAGACACCGAAAAAGGCUCGUGCUCCUAAAGGAGAGGGUAAGAAACCGAAAAAGUCAGCCACCCAUCCACCAGUGAAUGAAAUGGUUUUAGCCGCCAUCAAGACUUUGAAGGAACGUAAUGGAUCAUCUCUUCAGGCGAUCAAGAAGUAUAUCGGUGCCAAUUACAAGUGUGACGUUGCUAAGCUCUCAACUUUCAUUAAAAAAUCUUUGAAGAGUGGUGUCGAGAAAGGUAAUCUUGUGCAAACCAAAGGAAGUGGAGCAUCAGGAUCUUUUAAAAUUAAAUCAAAGGACAAGAAACCAGAGGGCGAAAAGAAACCUAAGAAAACAACGGCUGCGAAAAAGCCUACUGGAGAGAAGAAAGUCGCCAAAAAGGCAGCUACUUCCAAAACUGCUGCUGACAAAAAACUAAAGGCAGCACCAGCAAAGAAAGCAUUUGAGAAGAAGGCUAAAGCAGCCGUCGCAAAGAAUGCCAAAAAGGCUGGAACAGUGAAGACAGCAGCCGCUCCCAAACAGAAAUCAACCAGACCAUCGAAAACAGCAACGAAGAAACCAAAAACUCCCAAACCGAAAAAAGCUACUCCGGCUAAGAAAAUCGCUCCGAAAAAACCCGCUACCAAGAAGUAAAGUUUCUCAUCGGGAAAUUCAUUUAAAAACAAACAGUCCUUCUCAGGACUACCAAACACAAUGAAUCGAAAGAGUAACAAUAAUUUUCCACCUCUAAUAACUCAUAUAUUUUCUUCAUGACAGUCAAUAAACAUUUAUUAGAUUUAUUAUUUUAUUUCAUUCAUGUUGACGGGUGCAAUUAAAAAAAUGAAUUUCGGUCACGUCACGGAAAUUUUCCAAUUUUGAGCGUUUAUUGUUUAGUCAUUUCUUAACGGAACAAUGAGAUUUUUGCACAAUUUGCAAUUUAAACUCUCAAAGAUAUUCAGAAUGAACGUGCAACAUAUAUUAUAACGUAAUCCUACGUAAACUAUGAGGGUCGUGUCUCGGCCACAAGUCUUCCACUUUUUCCAACGAAAAGAGUGAUACCGUAAUGUAUAAUUCUUGAUAAACGAUUUACUAGAAUACAUUGGCCCAAGUCUCUGUCAAAUGACGAUUUGUCUUGAAAUGUGUUAAGUUUGGACCAAAUUCAAUUGAAAUUAUCAUAAUCGUUCAAUGAUUACAAGUACAUAAGCUUCGCUUGCGAUGAUUCAUCAUUCAACGCAUAAUCCACAGACACAGACAUUCAAAAAAGAAAAAAAAGAAAGAAAUUAUUAUCCAUAAAUUAAAUUACAUGUCUUAUAACAU
Molecule: messenger RNA, 1368 nt
Organism: Toxorhynchites rutilus septentrionalis
Lineage: Eukaryota; Metazoa; Arthropoda; Insecta; Diptera; Culicidae
Product: histone H1-like
Exons: 1
Coding region: 25-705 (226 amino acids)
Biological process (GO): chromosome condensation; negative regulation of DNA recombination; nucleosome assembly
Cellular component (GO): nucleus; nucleosome
Molecular function (GO): nucleosomal DNA binding; double-stranded DNA binding; structural constituent of chromatin
Source: RefSeq, a predicted model, not a curated record